AUGGCUUCUUCAUCAAAACCCGGAAGGAUUUACGAUGUUUUCUUGAGCUUUAGAGGCACAGAUUUGCGUAACAACUUCCUCGGUCAUUUGUACAAAGCUUUAGACAAGAGUGGAGUAUACACUUUCCUUGAUAGCGAGGAACUAAGGAAAGGAGACGAAAUAUCGCCGGUGCUUAUGAAGGCCAUCGAGCAAUCGUGUAUCGCAAUUAUCGUUUUUUCGGAGGAUUACACUUCAUCACAAUGGUGCUUGGAAGAGGUGGCGAAGAUUAUGGAGUGCAAGGAGCAAACAGAUCUUACCGUUCUACCAGUGUUUUAUAAAGUGGACCCAAGAGAAGUGAGAGGGGGGAGACAAAGUUAUGGGAAAGCUUUAUCUAAGCAUGAAUCCAAGUUCGGGAAGGAUUCGGAGAAAGUGAAGAGAUGGAAGAAAGCUCUUUUUUCCGCCGGUAGCUUGUCCGGUUGGCCUUUGAGUGAUGGAGAUGAAUCGGAGCUUAUACAAAGAAUUGUGAAGGAAAUCUCCACACACCUAGACCGAUCACCUUUGCAUGUUGUUAAGCAUCCGGUUGGGAUAGAUUCCUGAGUGGUUAAGCUGCAA
Rhodamnia argentea is the source of this 591-nucleotide messenger RNA. Its product is annotated as toll/interleukin-1 receptor-like protein. The transcript has 2 exons. Gene Ontology annotation, biological process: signal transduction. Lineage: Eukaryota; Viridiplantae; Streptophyta; Magnoliopsida; Myrtales; Myrtaceae. The record is from RefSeq and is a predicted model, not a curated record. The coding region runs from base 1 to 576 and encodes 191 amino acids.